This is a messenger RNA of Salvia miltiorrhiza (redroot sage), 2012 nucleotides long. RefSeq lists its product as uncharacterized. The transcript has 2 exons. NCBI's taxonomy places the organism in Eukaryota, Viridiplantae, Streptophyta, Magnoliopsida, Lamiales, Lamiaceae. The record is from RefSeq and is a predicted model, not a curated record. The coding region runs from base 398 to 1879 and encodes 493 amino acids.
AUACAAUUAUAUUAUCAUUAUUUAUUUCUAAUUUUAAUGUAAAAAAAAUUCCCUAACCCAACCAAUAGUGGACUUGUCUUCGGUUAGAAAACUGCCAGUGAUGUCGCUUUAUUUUCAAAAUUACUUUGUUUUUAUUUUUUUGGAAAAUUUCUCUGAAACUUCUAAAAACAAACGACUUCCAUUCAUUUAAUCAUUUCUAUAUCUACAAUCUUUUUAAAUCAUCUCUCUCUCUCUCUCUCUCUCGCUCUCUCUCACGAAAACCUCCAUCUCCUAUAUAUCCCUUUUCCCUGAUCCAGAUAUCUUAAUACAUACAUACAAUUAAAUAUACAACACAUCCAAAUUAAAGAAAAUUGUGAUGCAGUAGUGAAUAUACGAAGUCGAAAAAGCCUUCCGUGAAAUGCCAAUGGAUCGAUCACCGUUUUCGUCGUCUUCCUCCGACAGCUCCCAGUUCUCGUCGACGAGCUCGUCUCCGGCGAAAGGCUCGACGAUCGUACUUUCUAUCGAGUGCUUGAAGGGCAGCUCGAAAGCCGACGAAUGGACCGGCGAUAUGCUGCAGACGGGCGACAUAGUGGAGGAACUCAGAAUCGGCAACAUGAUUGUCAAAUCGCCCUUCAAAAACGGGAAAUCCGGCGUCCAGAAGAUCCUACACGGCUCCUUCAGGCAGAAGGAGACGUCCAUACGGGUCCGGGUCAGGCGGGGCUCCUCCGACCUGGCCGAGCUGCAGGCCUGCAUAGUGCCCGGCGACCAGUUCGUCGGCCGGAAGCAGUACGUUCUCCGAGCCAUCGACGACCCCAACUAUGCCGUCGGCUUCAUCGAUCGGACCGAGACCGAGUGCCUUGAUUUGCAAGCUUCAAGGACGUCAAGAAUGGUGAGUGCAUUAGAGAGAAGUCCGCUCCAAGACGGAUACGUAUCGUAUCCGUGGGAGCGGAGGCUGGUGGAGAUGCUCUCCAUCCCCAAUUCCAGCAGCUUCUACUCCCUCCUCUUCCUGCCCAAAUCCUCCGACAAAGCAAGCGCCCGCUACAACGACCUCGAGGACACCCUCGCACGUGCCCACGCUUGGAUCAACGCGUCUCAGGCCUCCGGGGUUCCCAUCGUCUUCAUGAACAUCCAAACCGAGUCACUUCUCACCAAGAUCUCCGGCGACACGGCUUCUUCCACUGUCAACGCUGGAUCCCUCUCGGACCUCUCCAACAUCGCAAACACGAGCCUCUACGGAUUCGAAGACUACCACGGCGUGGACCUGGGCGUGGUCCGAGCCGUCCGUCUCUGGUUCUCCCCUCUCGCGGGGGAGAUCCCCAUUGAGAUCAGGAUCAAAGACACCGACACCAGGCUUGGAUUCGCCAUCAGCAGAACCGAAGAGGGAUUCAUCUACAUAUCGUCGGUGAUCGAGGGCGCACACGACGCGCCCUCGGCCCGGUCGGGGCUCAGCAGCCUGUACAAGCAGGCGUCCCAAUCGUCGCGGCUGCUGGUGGUGUCCCGGAUAUCGAACCAGAAGGUGCUGCCGUGGAUGGUGUCUGCGACGGGCGCCAUCCGCUGCUUCGACACGGUGUCGCUCAGCCAGAAGCUGUCGUUGCACCGCCACACCAGAGUUCCCAUCCUCCUCCACGUCUUCCUCUGGGACAGAAGCGCCAACAACGCGAAUGUGGGCAGCAUCAGGGCCCGAGCCAUGUCCACGUCGCCCCCCUCCGCACCAUCCACGGAGGCGCACCUCGAGAUCACGAACCGCGUGGCGCCGUUGCUGGAGGAGGAGGAUUCGGAUGAUGAUGAGGAGACCGUAGCGAGUGAUGGACAGGAACAGGAUGUUACGAUUGCACGAGAUACCGCCGGGGAAUUUUCUUUCCGGCUGCAUGAUUUUGCUCUUAAAAAUAAUUGGGUGUGAGAAAUGAGAAUGGCCUUCUCUUUUUAAUUAUUUUCUUUUUUUGUUUAGUUGUUAAAGAUUUUUGCCUAGCUAGCUUGCUUCCUUCCGGUGUUUGAUUUUUGGUGUAUAUAAUAUAAGCAACUGAGUUUAUCAA